This is a messenger RNA of Mya arenaria, 3768 nucleotides long. RefSeq lists its product as uncharacterized. The transcript is spliced from 11 exons. The coding region runs from base 40 to 2067 and encodes 675 amino acids. Lineage: Eukaryota; Metazoa; Mollusca; Bivalvia; Myida; Myidae. The record is from RefSeq and is a predicted model, not a curated record.
ACCACAAUCGCACUAAGAAAUAAAUCAUUUUGCGGAGAUAUGGCCAAGACAAUGGAUGCUUCUCUGGCCCAACUUGUCGUACUCGUUUCUGCUCUAUUUGGCUUCAUAUCGGCUGCACCAAACCAUUAUGGAACAACAUCAGUGGUAGGAUCAGUUUUUGUGAACAGGGAGGUAACACUGAAAGCGACACCGUUCUACCCUUGGGGAUGUCACGUAGAGUGGAAAUACAUUAUUGACGGACAAACACAAGUUCAAACAAUGGAUGCUGACUUUGCUACAAGAUAUUCGAAGGAUGAAUCAUUCUUUUUGAAAUGGAAGGCUCCAGUUGCAUACAACAAAUCUAUCUUCUACGCCAGAUGUUCAACAAACACGACGAUUAAAACAAACAUCGUAUCUUUAAAUAUGACAGAUAUUGUUGGACAAUGUGGAACUCUCGUGCUAUUUAACCCGGUUGUUCAAGGCGCGGAUGUCAAAUUAGGAUACUUUCCGUCCGACCUUUCUAUAUAUUACGAAACAUUCCUUACACGGACAUGGAAGAAGAACAGCAAAGAGAUACAGCUACGCGAAGUUUAUUACGUAGAGGAAAAAGUAUCUGCAUAUCUGUACUCAUUAACGGUACUCAACUUUGAUCGAAAAGAUGAGGGAUCAUAUAUUUUAGUAUGCAAUGCAAAUGCAACCACGGAAUCUGUGCAGCUUUAUAUUCCAGAGGGACCGAGUUACCCAAUUCUCGGUCCAAUUUCCCCUGACUUUAAUACAACAGAAUGCAUUUAUGUUUAUGAAUAUUCCGACUUGUAUUGCAAAACUGAUAAAGGAACAAAACCCGUACAGGUCGUACUUAAAUUGGACCAGACUUCAUUUGUUCUUGCUGAAAGCAAAGAGAGCAAAGGGUUAUACCAAUUCCAUGACGUUUAUCAACAAAUGGCUGGACUGUCGAGACAGAAUGUGACAUGCCUAGUUUCAAAUGCAGCCCUCGAUACACCCUACGACGUGCAUGGCAUUCUCUGUAACGUAGAAAAAGGUAGCCCGCCCGUGAUAACAGUUCCUGAAUACCUUGAUGGAGAAAGUUCGACAACAAUCUGUGAAGUGCACAAUGCUUUCCCAGCGCCGGCAAUAGAAAUACGCGUUGGCACAUUUUUGCUAGCUGAUGUUCAACAAACCGAUUCAUUUAAUAUAUCUUCUAAUACUUUUACAAGCCGUGCAAAGGCGACAAAGACUAAUAAGACGUGGAAUGGAAAACAAAUGUGUUGCACCAGCAAACAAGAUUUUGGUUUAACAAAAAUUCCAAUAUGCAAAAACAUCAGUAUGAAAUAUCCUCCGUCGGAUCUUUCCAUAUACGUCGACAAAAAACAUAUAUAUAGCAACAAUGUUUCUGUCUAUAUCUUAAACAUAUUUUGUGAAACGGAUGCAUCAAAUCCGCCUUGCACAAUUGAAUGGGAAAGUGACAACGAUAAUUUAAGAUACGUUCACAUCUACAACUGGACGAAUCGUGAAAAUGGGAGUUUCCGAUCUGUUGCCAACGUGCUCUACAAUGUCACUAAAGACAUGGCGGGUGUAACUAUUACAUGUUCAACAAUAUGCGAUCAUUUCCCAUCGCAUUUAAAUGCAAGCUAUGCAAUUUCAUUUUCUGGAAGUCAAACCUUUGGAAAUGACAAUCAAACAUUUUCUUCAACAUCCCGAUAUCCUAUCGACAAGGUACUUCUUGGGACAGGCGUUUCCUGUGGAUUCUGCAUCUUGUUUAUUAUCGGAAUCGGAAGAUAUGUUUUGCUGAAACGGCGAAAGGUCAACGCAAUCAACACAAUAGAGAUUGUUGAAAAUCACAGCGACACUUCCUCGGACAAUGGCGUGCUACACAUAGCAACGGAAGGAGUUCAGUACGCAGUCGUCCAUAGGCAGGCAGCCACACGGAGGACUGAAACGCAGCAACCACAUGAUGACGACAGCCUAACGUACGCCGAGUUGAACAUUAAGUUCCUACAGGAAGCUAACGCCAGAGUUCUUACAAAGACAAAGAACACGCCGACAGAGUAUGCUGACAUUGCGUUUGCCUCAACACAGAAAUCUGCUUAAGUAGAUCAUGGGCACUAGGUCGUCAAAGACAGACAAUCUAAAAGAAAUACACUGCCUUGUUUUGUUUCUAUACUGUUUUAUAAUACGUCUAUGUUUGAUCGUUUCAUCUUGAACAGAAAUGACUAUUGUUGAAACAAAGUCCAAUUAACAACAAAGUUAAAUUAUUUGUAUUAAUUCAAAUACUUGAUUAAACAAUUGAUUUAUUCGGCAAAACAGGGUGAGCCUCGAUUGAUGUGCUUUUUCUGACUGUCUUCAAUAAAAGGUAGCUUUUAAUAUUAUACAUAUUAAGACUUUAUAAUUACUGCAAUACAGUUUGGUUACUGUCUUUAUUUAUUUCAAAAUGACAUUAAUAAAAACAGGUAUACAGUUUGUAUGUAAGGCAAACAAAGCGUUAGUUUGCAAACAUUUUUUGUAAUCCACUUCAUAUAAUACUAAUAAAUUUAUAAAAACAGGGAAAUAUUAAGUAUUUGUUUUAUACAUAUUUCGUUAAUGUUUACGAGCCUAAUGCAUUCCACUAUAUUAAAGAGCACAUUUUUUUUCAAAUUGGAACCAUCUCCUAUUAAAUGUACUUCAAAAUUCUUCAUUGUAACUAUUGUUUUCUCUACAAUGCCUAUUUGUUUAGGACAGGUAUGUGACUAUGAUAUCAGCCACGUUUUUGUCCCUCACAUAUUUUAUUUAAAAUUGAAUAUUUUGCUAACAGUAAUGAAAUAUGUAUUUAAUAGCCAUUGGUUUGGCAAAGACUCGCAAUAAAAUUUAGAUUGUUUAGAUCUCAAUCAUACUCCGUUAAUUUAAAAUUGAAUUCACUUCAAUACGAGAGCAUCAGAUGUCCUUCCAAAACAUGUGGAUGUUCGUGUUAAUAUGCAAAAGCCAUAUAACCUGGAGACAACAAUAUUGUAUGUUUAUAGAUUGUCAUUGAUUGUAAUAUUCAUUAUAUAAUUGUGUUUUUGAAUUCGCGAAAUUUUGUGACAAUGUAUUCAUUGGAUUAAGUUUAGUUAAAAUUUAGUUUUCCAUUUUUCUUUCCCAUUCCUACUUUUUUGUUUAAGGUAUUUUAAGUAAUUGUAAUUCAUUUUGUAUGUUCCGUGAUUUUCUCCAAAGAGUAAGUACGUUGUGAUAUGUUAUGACGUUUUACACCAUAUUUCCAGUCAUCAGGAAUACUAAAGAUAUGUGCGUGAAAUUUAAGAACAUCACUUGCAUGUUCGUUAAUUUUACACCCUUGUCAUACCACUUUUUAUAUUAAGAUGCUGAGUGAGUGGUUAUUAAUAGUUAUUUAUAUUUUGCUGUUGUUCCAUAUGAUUUAUUUUGAUAUUAUCACAGCAUCGUUUCUAUAAAUGUAUAGUACCCAUGAUUAUAUUACAUUAAUUGAUUAAAUAAAAAAAACAAACUUUGGUUUGACAAGGCCUCGUGGUGCCCUUAAGUGUUUUGCUUUCGUCCCUCGGUUAGUAAAAAGGACACAAUGUACAGAAUAUUAUACACAUGCAUAUGCAACUUAGUGGAAGAAUAUAUUGUUAAAUAUAUUUUGGCAUGAUAUUUGUUUUAGAUAUUUAAAAAAUGCUUGUAAUUUUGUCUCGAUAUGUUAAGUUAAAAGCCAAAACAUAUUAAUGUAUUAAUUGAAAACAAUAUAUAAUUAUAAUUUAUAGUAUAAUGAAUAUCGUUUGAGAUUGAUUUGUACAUUAGUAUCAUUGUACCUAUGCAUAAGUGUUA